Molecule: messenger RNA, 2329 nt
Organism: Marchantia polymorpha subsp. ruderalis
Lineage: Eukaryota; Viridiplantae; Streptophyta; Marchantiopsida; Marchantiales; Marchantiaceae
Source: the annotation of a GenBank genome assembly
UAUUCCGUCGCAUUCCUCGUUCGAUGUGUACUGCGAGUCCUCGGAUGCGGCGAUAAGAGAAUUCGAAUUACGGAGGUGGAUUUGGGUCCGGAGAGCGCUGAGUGGGACUGGCCAUGGCUGCUGCUGCUGCUGCAAUUUCUGUGCCCUGCUCGUCGUUUGGCACGAGCGGUGUGGAGCGCGCGGUGCAAUGCCGGCCUUCGGGAUCGAUAACGAUUCCGAGCAAGUGUCUGCUGAGAAGGACGUCCCUGGAAUCUGCGCGCAGGUGCGAAUCGAAACGCGGAGCGAAGACUUCUCGCUCGCAGUUCACUGUCGUGGCGAGCUCAGCGCAACCCAGAGUGUACCAGGUGACCGAACAGCUGGUGGAUGAGGUGAGAAAUCGCCUGGAGAAAGAGCAGGGCGAUCUGAGGGUGGGGAAGAAUGGCAGAGACGAUCCCGCUUUGAUUUCAUGGUUUCUCAAAGAUCGCAAGCUGGACGUCGAGGCCACUGUGGCAAAAUUGACAAGAGCUCUACAGUGGCGAAAAGAAUUCGGAGUGGAUCAGAUUACUGAAGAUUUCAUAGCCGCGGCUGCGGCCAAGGGAGAAGCGUAUCUGCACACGCACAAGGACAAGAAAGGAAGGCCCACGAUCGUUGUGGUGGCGAAGAAGCACUUCCCUGCGCAGAACUCCAAAUUCGAAACUGAGAAACUUUGCGUCGCACUGAUCGAGAGGGGCGUCGAUCAGCUUCCCGAAGGCGAAGACAAGCUGCUGGGAAUCUUCGACCUUCGAGGCUUCACAUCGAAGAAUGCGGACUGGAAAUUUGUGAGGUUUUUGGUGGAUGUGUUCUAUGAAUACUACCCGAAGAGGCUCGGAGAAGUGCUCUUCAUCGAUGCCCCGUUCAUCUUUUCAGCUGGCUGGAACACAUUCAAGCCUCUGCUGGGCUCAUACGCCCAGCUCGUCAGGUUCUGUAGCGUGUCGGAGAUCGGUGAAUAUUUCACUCCGGACACAAUGCCUGAGGAUCUCAAGUCCUAGAAUUUGAGCUCCCGCCCUUUGCAGUCAUCGUCAGGGCUCUGUACAUUAUCGUCAUUUUUGUUAGCCAGAUCAAGUUGUAGAAUUGGACUGAACUGCUCAUAAGAUCUUGUGAUGAAAUGCAUCACUGCCCAUUGUGAUCACAGAGGACUCUCUUUACUCUGCCAAAUAAAGGAAACGCCCCUUUUCCCUUUGAACGACAGUCUCUUGCAUCAUGCUCAACCUCACUUCGUGCUCUUCAGGCCGUUUCAGUUUGGCUUACCGUCAGACGUUCUCGUGCCAAUUCUCAACUCUGCACUGAAUCGUUUUCCAGCGGCCUCAAACAAUGUCUUUCCGAUCAAGGUGUGAUUAUGCAUGGGGACAUCAAGAGCUUCAAGGAGAUUCAUGAACUUCACCAGUCUCGUAAAGAUCGACAAUAACGAAUGAGGGUCCACACUGCGUUAUGUGAAACUAAAGCUUCAAGCAAUAGAGCAGCCGUCGUAUGGAUUAAUGAGAUGUCAAGGGAAGCCUCUCAUGGCUCUCGCAACAAUGAGCUGACCGAUGGGUGUGGUCAAUACACAUGUUUAGAUAGAUCUCAGCUACCGUAAUAUCUGAUCGCAAACUUUCAAGGCUGUCAGUAUGAACAUCAUGUACUUGGAAGUUGCACAAUCUUCUCUCAGACAAUUGUGCUGAUCUACAGAUCUUGAACGGAGGUGCUACAAAUCUAGUGAAUGUGGAAUAGUCAGUAGUUUUGCUUCCUUAACUAUGAUGAGUGGCAACUGGUGCGAAAAUUGGAUCCGCUUGCUACAGACUUUGGUUACUACAAUCUUGUGAAAACCUGAUCUGCCGAGUGCAAUCAUCAACUAGACGGCAAUGUGCCUGAGUGGUGUGUUACCUGCCUUCUCCAGAUCAGGCAGACGUGCUGAGAGAAUCGGACUUCAAGCCAGUCUGGCUACACUUUUGCAGUACUUUGGAGUCUUAAUUUAAAUGUCUGAAGAGUAUUGGUAUCACCGAGUUGUCCCACAAUGCCAGAUGAACGGUGUCGUUGUACAUCAUUCCAAGUAUUGUACUCCGAAAGGACUCAUCUAUUGUCUUCUAUUUUCGAUUACAAAGGUAAAGGAGUGAUCUUUAUAGAAGCUAUGAUGUACAGGCGCAUGCCUCUACUUGAGAUGUUUUGAUAAACCUUGUAUGCAGGGCGGGCUGUUCUGGUCAGAAAAUUGUAGCCGGUUUUGGAUCAAGAAUCCUUUUGAUUGCAUUUUGUGGCCAUCACGCCAUCACUUUCUCCCCUUAGAGGUUACCUCAGUUCAAUGAAAAAACGUUCCCUGCACGACUGAUUGGAGACAAGC